Molecule: messenger RNA, 441 nt
Organism: Belonocnema kinseyi
Lineage: Eukaryota; Metazoa; Arthropoda; Insecta; Hymenoptera; Cynipidae
Exons: 1
Coding region: 1-441 (146 amino acids)
Molecular function (GO): nucleic acid binding
Source: RefSeq, a predicted model, not a curated record
AUGGUCGUCAUAAUCGUCGUGCCAGUGGAAAAAUUUGAAUCCACAGGUAAAGUGCAAAAUGUUCCCGUGCCAGUGAGACAAAGAAGUGCCCGUAGUGUCGAGAAUAUUGCUGCCGCUAGCGCAUCAAUUGAGGAAGACCCAAAUCAGUCUCUCACAUGUCGUUCUCAAGCGUUAAGCUCAUCUGUGACCUCGUUGUGGCGUAUUAUGCGAAAAGAUCUUGGCCCACAUCCUUACAAGAUCAAACUGACGCAAGAACUGAAGCCGCUUGACCACCAGAAGCGACGUAUUUUCGUGAAUUGGGCUGAGCAACAACUUGAAAAUGAUCCGGAUUUUCAUCGAAAAAUCAUCUUCAGCGAUGAGGCUCAUUUCUGGCUGCAUGGCUUCGUCAAUAAGCAAAAUAUGCGUUAUUGGUCUGGUAGCAAUCCACACGAUCUGCAUUAG